AUGUCCGCCUCCAAGGAAUUCACCCUGCAGGAGAUCUCCGAGCACAACACCAAGAAGGAUCUCUACCUCAUCGUCCACGACAAAGUCUACGACUGCUCCAGCUUCGUCGAUGAGCACCCUGGUGGUGAGGAGGUCCUCCUCGACGUAGCCGGCCAGGACAGCACAGAGGCCUUCGAGGACGUCGGCCACAGUGACGAGGCCCGCGAGAUCCUCGAGGGUCUCCUGGUCGGUACUGUGAAGCGCCUGCCCGGCGACCCUGCCCCCCGCGCUAAGCCUGCCCCCUCGACCUCUGCUACCACAGGUGUUGCUUCCUCGUCCAGCGGGUUCGGCAUGUACGCCGUCCUGGUUGUCUGCGCUGCCGUCGCUUACGGUGCCUACCAGUACCUCCAGGCCAAUUCUCAGCAGCAGUAG
Messenger RNA from Aspergillus fischeri NRRL 181, 411 nucleotides. Its product is annotated as cytochrome b5-like heme/steroid binding domain-containing protein. NCBI's taxonomy places the organism in Eukaryota, Fungi, Ascomycota, Eurotiomycetes, Eurotiales, Aspergillaceae. The coding region runs from base 1 to 411 and encodes 136 amino acids. Gene Ontology annotation, molecular function: heme binding. The transcript has 3 exons. The record is from RefSeq and is a predicted model, not a curated record. Gene Ontology annotation, biological process: sterol biosynthetic process. Gene Ontology annotation, cellular component: endoplasmic reticulum membrane; intracellular membrane-bounded organelle.